CUAAUGUUGGUAUAACAAAAUCAUUUUCAAAAUUAUGAAGUCAAGAAAAGGGAGAUGGUAUUUGUUUUGACAAUGUUAAAACAAUGACCGUAGCACUAUGCUCUUGUCCAGAAGUCAUCUUAUCUCAGACUCCGAAAACUAUUUUCUCCGUAUGUUUCCAUAAACUCAUCAACUGCCAAAGCUUCCAUUCUCCAGCAGCUCUGAAGCGCACGCUCAACAGUACCAUGUCAAGUUGCAAUCUUUUCUCAUCUUCUCUCCUCUCUUCUACCCUCCCCAAAAUUUCUUUUUCCUUCCUCUCUCCUACAUCGUUUUCUCCACCUCUAUUCUGCCCGUCAAACCCCUUCUUUUCCCUCCAAAUCCCUCGCUCCUCUCCCUCCCUUUUCAAGUUAACCUCCCAUAAAUCCUUCGCUGACACCCACAUUGAUGAAUUCCAAAAGGACGAAGCAGAAAUAGAGUUUGAUGAGUCUGACUCCGAGGAUUAUGCCAUUGAUAUCGAGGAGCUCGAAGAGGAAGCCGAAGACGCUGUUAGAGAGUUUUCUACCUCUUUGUCUCGCCAAUUGAGAAUCGAGGAUGAAACUGGUGAUAGAAAGGAAACCAGAAAGCAGAAGAGGCAAAAAACAAAUGCUUUAGAAAUCCCCGACCAUCUCCUUCCUAGGGUUGCAAUUGUUGGGAGGCCAAAUGUUGGCAAGUCAGCACUAUUCAACCGUUUUGUUGGGGGGAACAGGGCAAUUGUGGUGGAUGAACCUGGUGUUACUCGGGAUCGUUUAUAUGGCAGAGCCUUUUGGGGAGAAUAUGAAUUUAUGGUGGUGGAUACUGGAGGGGUUCUUACCUUAUCAAACUCACAAGCUAAUGUUAUGGAAGAAUUGGCUAUAACAACUACCAUUGGCAUGGAUGGAAUUCCGCUUGCCUCAAGGGAGGCCGCUGUUGCCAGGAUGCCGUCAAUGAUUGAGAGACAAGCUACUGCAGCUGUGGAAGAAUCAUCUGUUAUUAUAUUCCUCGUUGAUGGCCAGGCAGGUCUAACAGCAGCUGAUGUGGAGAUAGCAGAGUGGUUAAGAAAGAACUACUCCAAUAAGUUUGUCAUUCUUGCAGUGAACAAGUGUGAGUCUCCACGUAAAGGAAUCAUGCAAGCAUCAGAAUUUUGGUCACUGGGGUUGUCACCACUUCCUAUUUCUGCUUUAUCUGGGACUGGAACUGGGGAGCUUUUAGAUCUUGUAUGUUCCCAACUGGCAAAAAUUGAGGGUUCACAAAAUGUCGAUGAAGAACAAAAUUAUGUCCCUGCAAUUGCAAUUGUUGGCCGGCCAAAUGUUGGGAAAAGUAGCAUUUUGAAUGCAUUGGUUGGAGAAGAUAGAACAAUUGUCAGCCCAAUCAGCGGCACUACUCGUGAUGCAAUUGAUACUGAAUUUUCAGGACCAGAUGGCCAGAAGUUUCAGCUUAUUGAUACUGCUGGAAUCAGAAGAAGAGCAGCUGUUGCUUCAUCAGGUAGUCUGACAGAGGCUUUAUCGGUGAAUCGAGCAUUUCGUGCCAUCCGCCGUUCUGAUGUUGUUGCCCUUGUCAUAGAGGCCCUGGCAUGUAUAACAGAACAGGAUUGUAAAAUUGCUGAAAGGAUUGAAAAGGAAGGGAAGGGCUGCCUGAUUGUUGUGAAUAAAUGGGAUACAAUACCCAACAAAAACCAGCAAACUGCAACAUACUAUGAACAAGAUGUCAGGGAGAAGCUUCGUAUUCUUCAUUGGGCACCUAUUGUUUAUUCAACAGCAAUUGCUGGUCAUAAUGUUGACAAGAUCAUUGUUGCUGCUAGUGCUGUUGAAAAGGAAAGAUCAAGAAGACUAAAUACUUCCAUACUGAAUCAAGUGGUACGAGAAGCAUUAGCUUUUAAAUCACCUCCAAGAACUCGAGGUGGAAAGAGAGGACGUAUUUACUACUGCACUCAGGCAGCUAUCAGGCCACCUACAUUUGUAUUUUUUGUGAAUGAUGCAAGCCUCUUUCCUGAAACUUAUCGGCGCUAUAUGGAGAAGCAACUGAGAUCAGAUGCAGGAUUUUCUGGUACGCCCAUACGACUACUCUGGCGCAGCAGAAGGAAAAUGGAAAAAAGUGAAGUCAAGGGUGCAACAAGAACACAACUUAAUCUUACUCCACGUGGCUGAACGUUGGUAUUAAAUUAUAUGAAAGAGUGUUCAACAUGUAAUUAGAAAUUUCUUGGCUGUGGAUAGCAUCGGUCCACAUGGAGCGGAGGCCUGAGUUGUAGAAUUUUCCAUGAGAAUAAGGUGGUUGGUGUAACCUUAUCGUGUUGGCUUGUUAUGAGCUGUUAGGCCAUACGGUCUUGUAUUUCAAAUCAAUUGCGUUAGAUUUUCUAAAUUGGUCAGAGAUAAGUAGCUAUAGAUGUAGAGAUAUGAUAGGAACAGUUGGUUCACAAUAUUCAAAGCUGCCUCUAUAAACACAUUUAAAGCUGCUAGCUUGUAGCGUUUGUCCUUCUAACCUGUGAAUUUAAGCAUUUGGCAGCUGAUGGUUGGGGUGGUUGAAAGUUUUAUUACAAAUGAAAUCAAGAUGCUGCUGCAACAAAUAUCAUUUGUCAGGGUUAGUUUC
Molecule: messenger RNA, 2580 nt
Organism: Manihot esculenta (cassava)
Lineage: Eukaryota; Viridiplantae; Streptophyta; Magnoliopsida; Malpighiales; Euphorbiaceae
Product: GTPase Der
Exons: 12
Coding region: 84-2141 (685 amino acids)
Cellular component (GO): chloroplast
Molecular function (GO): GTP binding
Source: RefSeq, a predicted model, not a curated record